AUGCUCCCUGGUACCCUCAUGAGUCACGCAAGAGCAGCAGCUGAUUUCACGGCUUUUCAACACACCAUCCCUAGCUUGGAUAUUGUAAUCUUUUCAGAUGGAUCUAGGCUGAUAGACGGACGUGUAGGGGGUGGCUAUAUUAGAAUUCAAGCACACCAUCAGUUCCUCCGCUCCUCACUCUCAUAUGGACAUGGGAAAGAGGUCUUUGACACAGAAGCAGAAGCUGCCCUAGCUGGUGCUCAAGCAGUAAUAGCAUACCCAACAGCUCAAUUUGCUACCAACCUAUGGAUCUGUCUCGACAACCUGGAAGUUGCCACGCGCCUCCUAUCUCCCUCUACAGGAUCCUCUCAAGAGGUCUUUGAAUCCUUUCGCACCCUUGCAGCCGCCUGGCCACUACGCGAAAGGCUUCCACACACCAAAAGUGGAUCAAUCCAAAUCCGAUGGGUCCCUGGACACACUAAAAUCCCUGAGAAUGAAGCAGCUGAUCUCGCUGCUAAGGAAAAAGCUGUCUCUAUCUCCCCCUCUCCAUAUAAGUCCUCAUAUGCCUCGCUAAAGAGAUACACCAAGACUCAAUCUCUUUCCGCUGCUCAGACACGGUGGCAGACUAUAGCACCACAGACAUACUAA
Talaromyces stipitatus ATCC 10500 is the source of this 627-nucleotide messenger RNA. RefSeq lists its product as uncharacterized. Gene Ontology annotation, molecular function: RNA-DNA hybrid ribonuclease activity; nucleic acid binding. Bases 1 to 627 code for a protein of 208 amino acids. Lineage: Eukaryota; Fungi; Ascomycota; Eurotiomycetes; Eurotiales; Trichocomaceae. The record is from RefSeq and is a predicted model, not a curated record. The transcript is spliced from 2 exons.